Molecule: messenger RNA, 1713 nt
Organism: Sesamum indicum (sesame)
Lineage: Eukaryota; Viridiplantae; Streptophyta; Magnoliopsida; Lamiales; Pedaliaceae
Gene: TBL27
Product: TRICHOME BIREFRINGENCE-LIKE 27
Cellular component (GO): Golgi apparatus
Molecular function (GO): O-acetyltransferase activity
Source: RefSeq, a predicted model, not a curated record
AACACCCCACCCCACCCCCACAAACUUCUCUUGUUCAACAUCUCUCUCUCUCUCUCAAUUUUCAGAUUCGGAAGACAAAAAGGACAGAAGGAUGAAAUGGCGUCAUCAAAGAAUCCAUUCAAUGAUCAACCACAGCAUUACUCUUUCUCCAAGAAGUUCUUCUCUUAUUCUUCGUAUGCCCUCCUCCUAUUAGUCUUCCUUCACUUUUAUUUCAGUCCCUUCUCUUUCUCCCCCAUUCAUCAUCCUCAUUCUCCUUCCAACAACCAUAUUCUCAUCUCAUCAUCAAAAGGGGUUUUGGAUAAAAACAACAUAGUAAAGAAGAAAUCGUGCGAUUACAGCAAAGGAGAAUGGGUGCGAAAUAAGUUGGGGCCUUCGUACAAUGGCAGCACUUGUGAGACAAUCAAACCAGGCCAGAACUGCAUGGUUUCUGGCAGGCCAGACAGAGAUUAUCUCUACUGGAGAUGGAAGCCCAAACAAUGCGAACUUCCCAGGUUUCAGCCCGAAACUUUCCUUCAACUCCUCCGAAACAAACACAUCGCCUUUGUGGGGGACUCCUUGGCAAGAAAUCAGCUUGAAUCACUUCUUUGCAUGUUGGCCACUGCCUCGAAACCAAACCUUUACUACACAGAUGGAGAAGAGAACAAGUUCAGAAAAUGGUUUUUCGCUUCUCACAAUAUGAAUGUCUCAAUCUAUUGGUCACCUUUUCUUGUGAAAGGGAUUGAGAAGGAAAAUGAGGGGAGCUUCAACACAUUGUUUUUGGAUUCUGUGGAUGAAAGGUGGGCAGCAGAUUUGAAGGACAUAGACAUGCUUGUUUUGUCGGCGGGGCAUUGGUACUUACAUCGUGCAAUUUAUCACUAUGGAAACUCAGUCUUAGGCUGUCAUGCUUUGGAGAACUGCACCGAGAUUGGAUUCUAUGAUGUUUUUGGCAAGGCAUUGAGGACAUCAUUUGAAGGCGUAAUUCAGAGGAAAGGCCCUAGUGGGAGUGCGAUUUCCGUCUUUCUGCCAACGUUUUCGCCAGCGCAUUUCGAAGGGGAAUGGGACAUGUUAGGGGCGUGCUCCAAGACUCUGCCUUACAAGGGAAACGAGAAAGCUCUUAAGAUGAUGGAUGCAGAAAUGAGGAGAGUUGGAGUGGAACAAGUGAAAGAAGCACAAUCAAAGGCUGAGAAGUUUGGGAGUAAUGUAAGGAUAGAGGCACUGGAUAUCAGUGAAUUGGCUGUGUUGAGAGCUGAUGGGCAUCCUGGACCGUACAUGCACCCUUUCCCAUUUGCCAAUGGAGUUCCUCAGCGUGUGCAGAAUGAUUGUGCGCAUUGGUGUUUACCGGGACCUAUUGAUACUUGGAAUGAGAUUAUGUUAGAAUUGAUCAAGAGAAGAGCUGGUAAAUUGAAAGCAAAAACGUCAUAGUAAUUUUGUAUGUGUUGAUUUGAUGCUUGUUGGUGUCGGAGGGAGAUGAUGAGAUACAAAUGGAAGGAGAAUUCAUGUAGCCAAGAAUGUUCCAGAGUACGUGGUAAUUAAGAAUGAUGAAUUUGUCUGAAAGAAGUUUGAUCUACGUUGGUGAAGUCUAUGUACUUAGGGGAUUGAAAUCCUUAGAAGGGAUUUUAUUUGUUAAGAAUCCAUCAGCACUGUCAUUACAAAACUCACAGUACUACUACAAUUCCUGGUCCUGUUGAUUUAUAAUUUUUCUCAUCUUGAUUCUUUUAUAUCAGUUUCCCAUUU